AUGGCGAGUCCAGCGUCUAUUCGAGAUGCAUCUCGUCACUUGUCGGCGCGCGUGCCCUCUUCCAAUGAUGCCCGCCGGUUGAGCAAGCGUCCUCGAAUCGCCGCGGCGGAAAACCUGCCUUGCAAAGACGGGCUCCGCAGUCUUGCUUCUGCAAGCACGAAGUCACUCAGGCUUGACCACGCUUCGAUCUCGCCAUCACUGCCGUCGCUGCUCCACAGUACCAGCAGAGAGCCUUCUCGAGCAGGAAAGCAGCUGGGAGCAAAUCCGAGCAGUGUCACGGCCCUUGCUGUACACAAGCGCCGGUUCACGCGAAGUCGAUCAGGAUGCAGCACAUGUCGCACCCGCAAGGUAAAGUGCGACGAGGCACGCCCCCACUGUCAUCGCUGUGUCGAAGACGGGCGUAAGUGCCAAGGAUACAUCCAGCAGAAGCACUCCGACUCGCAUACGUUGCAACGAGAUUGGCAGAAGGUUCCCGCAGCACGGAUCGCGCAGCCAUAUACGGAUCAGCGCGUUGAAGCCGAGAGCCAACAGCGUCUGAUAUCUUCCAACGACAGGCUUUCAACGAGUUCCUUUGAUGCCCUCGCCCCGUACCCAGCGACGUCGCCUCAAGAUCUCGAUGAUUGGAUCAACCUGUUGUGCUCGUCCAUUGGCAACGAUCUUCCACCGUCCGACACUGUGGGUAUCAGCGGAGUCAAGCCUACGAGAUUGCCGACGCUCGACCGCACCUCCGAAGCUGACCUGCAGAGACGCAUUCGUGCGCUUUGUGUUACCAAAGUGCAGCUUGAGUCGGUCUCGUUCUUCUUCAACACGACAGCACGCUGCUUUCAUUUGCUUUCCGCUGACACAAAUGUGUGGCGAAUCUUCUUCGCCCAGCUCGCUUCUGAAUCGCCAGUCAUCCUCGACCUCGUUGGCUGUCUGGGGCUCACCCAUCUCAGUUUGACACAAGACCAUCGCAGGAAAGCUUUGGCUCAUGCUCACUUCUCUCGCUGCAAGACCGAGUGGGACAGCAUCAUAGGCCCGUUGCAUUCCCCCGAUGCCAUUGAACAUGCUCUAACGCAUGUCACCACCGCUCAUCGGGUCCUCGAAGUGCUUGCCGGAACCAUCCUCAUUGCGCAUAUCGAGCAAUUCAGCCGUGGAUUUGCCACCUGCUCUCGUGCUUACACCUCGUUUGCCAUUGCAGUGAUACGCAGAUCGACCAGAUCAAGCUCAGCUGCAUGGACUACCGAGCUUGACCAAGGCCCUGGAUCAGCUUUCCGCUUCUUUGUCCGCAUCUUGCUGUGGUGGGAAACCAUGUCGCGCACCAUGGGCCCCGCAAGCGAGCAAGGCGACGUACUCGACAUCUUUCAGAGCGUAUAUCAGUGGGAGGAACCAGACGAUCCAGGUCGAGAUCCAAUAGACUGUUUGACACAAUGCGUCGUUGGAUGGCCUCUCGACCUUCUUGAAGCGGUCGAACGCAUCACUCUACUCAGCACGCACCACGAAAUCGUGUCCUUCCUGCCCCAAGCUCCCUCUUCGAUCCCGCUCGCAAUGCCAUCGGCAACGUUGUCGCAUGCCUUUGAGAGUCGCAUUCCACUGCGAUUGCAGCAACAAAUCGAAACAGUCGAGACGCAGAUCCGGCUUGCUAGACCUUUACCACUGGUGCAAGACGACAGCAUCGCUGCCGAGCUGCGCUACCUCAUCUUCGAAUGCCUUCAAUCCGCUUCGCUGGUUUACCUCUGCAGGAUGCUUCUCAAAUCGACGGAUGCCGUUUGGUUCGAGAUUGACAAGGUCACAUGCUUCCUCGAACGCAAACAGCACCACGCUGACCAGUCAGACGCUGUCGGCAGCUCGCGUACUGCUUUCAGAGGCAACGGCUCUUCAGGUGCUGACCUUCAGCUCACACAAGCGAUGGAGAUGCGAGGCAAGUGGUGGAUCCGAGCGCCAGAUGGAGCGUUGAUUUGGGCCUAUUUCCAAUGCGCUUCCGAGAUCUUUGGUGUUCUCGAACCCGCUCUUGACGUCGUACCUUACGGCAAAGGCUCAAAAGUGCAACAUCAGUUCGGCAGCGGUGAACCUUUCCCGCUGGCGUUAGGCUCACAGAUCACCCUCGGCUCAGACUUUUAUCCUGCAUAUGCACAGUCACGGUCCGAGAGACGACAGCGAUGCCGACGGUCGUUGCUCCUGUGGGAGAAAUUCGACGAGAUCCAGUGCGUCUUUCUCUGCCGCCACUUGCUCAAAGCUAUUUGGGACCGACGUGAUCUCUACGAGCAGGAAAACCACCACGUGAACGGCACAGACACGACCGACGUCGGGGCCAACUCAUCCGAGGCAAGGUACGAUCAAGCUGGAGAGCUCCAAGAGAUAUGUCGGCAAAGGCGUUGGAGGCAACCGCUCAUCUUUUAG
Molecule: messenger RNA, 2379 nt
Organism: Pseudozyma hubeiensis SY62
Lineage: Eukaryota; Fungi; Basidiomycota; Ustilaginomycetes; Ustilaginales; Ustilaginaceae
Product: potential fungal zinc cluster transcription factor
Exons: 2
Coding region: 1-2379 (792 amino acids)
Biological process (GO): regulation of DNA-templated transcription
Molecular function (GO): zinc ion binding; DNA-binding transcription factor activity, RNA polymerase II-specific
Source: RefSeq, a predicted model, not a curated record